Monoraphidium neglectum is the source of this 900-nucleotide messenger RNA. RefSeq lists its product as hypothetical. The record is from RefSeq and is a predicted model, not a curated record. Bases 1 to 900 code for a protein of 299 amino acids. The transcript has 3 exons. NCBI's taxonomy places the organism in Eukaryota, Viridiplantae, Chlorophyta, Chlorophyceae, Sphaeropleales, Selenastraceae.
AUGUUCCAUCCUCGUGCCGUAGCUGUUCCGUCCGCAUCUCAUCGCCAGCCGUCUCGGCGGUCGGCGGGGGCGGCGCCCUGGCCCACCAGCAGCCCCACGGUGGCCGCCGAUGGCCUCGCCAACUCGGGCCGCGACCUGUCCCUGGAAGCUUCCAUAAUUGACAUCCAAGACCUGAUGACGCCCCCCACUGACAGCGACCCCCUGCGCGGCCUGCGCCGCGCCGUGGCGGCCCAUGCCGCCGCCCCUGCUGGCAUCCACGACGGCAUUGACGCGCUCGCCGCCAGCCUGGCACAGCUGCUGGAGGGCACUGGCGUGCGCGUGGCGGUCAGGGAGCCCCAUGUUGCGGCUGCGGCGGGCGCGGCGCGGGCCGGGCGCGCCGCUGAGGCUUUUGUGCUGCGCGGACGCUUCAUCGUGAUCAAGGGCGCCGAGGACGAGGGCGUCAUCGUGGACCCCUCCUUCCGCGAGGCCUUCCGUGUGGCCCCCGCCACGCCGGGCUACGAGCGCCUCGUCGACUCCCUCCCCGAGACUUUUGUCGGCGACGCCUGCACCCUCCGCCGCCUCGUCGCGCUCAUCACCGCGCAGGCGGCGCGCUCCUACGAGGCACGCGGCCUGACGCAGCCGCCGUGGCGCCGCUUCUCGGCGAUGAUGGCGCGCUGGGUGCCGCCGCGCGCGCGCUACACCGACACGCUGGUCACGCCGCCGUCGUCGCCCCUCAAGCGCAUGAACUCGACUGACGCGGCCGCCCUCGCAUUCGCCACGGCCGACGAGGCUGCGUGCGGCGCGCUCGCCAGGCUCGCGCGCAUUGCACCGGGCGCGGUCGCGACCGCCUUCGCUGCACCGGCGCGCGUUGUCCGCGGGUUUGACCUGCCUGCUGCGCCGGCUGGCAUUGCUGCCAUGUAG